Dreissena polymorpha is the source of this 810-nucleotide messenger RNA. RefSeq lists its product as uncharacterized. The coding region runs from base 118 to 756 and encodes 212 amino acids. The record is from RefSeq and is a predicted model, not a curated record. Lineage: Eukaryota; Metazoa; Mollusca; Bivalvia; Myida; Dreissenidae. The transcript is spliced from 4 exons.
AUCGCAGAUUUGGUGCUAUCCAUAUUCAAUAAGACACGGCGCAGAAGUGGCUAUAGCUCUGUAGAAACGGAUGACAAUGAUAAUGAAGCAAUAGAGAAAGAAAGGCAUUCGAACCCGAUGACCAAUUCGGCCGAAGACUACAUCGGUCCUCUAGCAAAUAGCUUUUCUCCGGAAAAAAGGAGUCUGUCAAACAACACAAACUCUCUAAAUUUAUCAUUUAAUAGUAAAACCAAUCGUGAUUUUAGCAAGAAAUCUUCCCCAGUCAGUUCUGCCCCGAGUAUAAUUCUAACACAGGAUACUGACGAUACAUCAAGCAGCGAAAGUGACGAAGAGAUUCCUCGGGCUCCUUCUACACAGUUCAAUUAUCCUAAGAGGUCGUAUGCCAGGAACAGAAUUCCUUGUGCCAUGCCAGUGGACUCCUGUGAUCGCAACACACAUACAAUGUCUCCGCGGAAGUACAGCAUACCCCCUCGUCUUGACCUCCCGAUCGACGUGCAUCCAUUCCGUAGAGGUUCGGUACACAAUACGUCAGACAUACAACUGUGUCUGAAGGGGUUGAAAUUUCACAUAGAAAACAGACUGGAUUUGCUGGAAGCAUCAUGUAAAGACACCAAACUGUUGCUUAAAAAAGUCCAUGGCGGCCCAAGAGCAGUUCAUGACUCUUAUCAUGAACUCGAUAAAGAAGGAGAAGGUAUAGCCCACCAUUGCGAAUUGUGCGUGAAUGUGACUUUUUGUUUUACAGAAAUCUUAGAAUAAGUUAAAUACAUAGAUGAGUGUACCUGUGUUUUGUGUUUACUUAUAGAAUACGGU